CCUUGGAGAGGCCAGCGGCGCGCCCUUUCCGACCCGCCCCUGAGCUGCAGAAAUGAAGAAGAAUUCCUGGCCGGACAGGGAGAGGCGAGGAAGAAGCGGUCACCGACAGAGUUACCCACCCCCCCGGAAUAGAAGGCGCCGCAGCAGUGACUCGAAUGAAAGGAUCGAACAGCAUGGCUCCCAGAGUUCCGGUACCAGCUUGACUGAAUCUACUUCCCUUUCCAUCGGCUCUACUGAGAACGAUUCCGCACCAGAGCUGCCAGGUUUCUACUUCGACCCUGCAAAGAACCGCUACUUCCGCCUCCUCCCCGGCCACAACAACUGCAACCCCCUGACCCGAGAGCGCAUUCUGCACCAGGAGAUGGAGACCCGGAGACUGAAGCUCCUGGAGGAAGAGAACCAGCCAAGGAAGAAAGCGUCCAGACCUGGCUUGAACCCGCCUCUCGUCCUGCGUCGGAGGCAAGUGGGUUUGCUCAGCUCCAGCACUUACUGCCGGAUGGUCCACGAGUUGCAGGUGAGCAGCAUGCAGAGGAGGAAGGUGGAAAUCCAGAGCCCUGACUCGUCCGUGGCCGGAACCAAUCAUUUCAAACUCAUCGUGGCCGACACCGCACAUGAGCGGAUAUUCACCGUCAACGACGUGGAGCACGGAGGCUGCAAGUACGGGAUCGUCAACCUGCGGGGCCUGGCCGGGAAGACCCUCACCGUGGAGAUGUACGACAACCUCUACUUCACCAACCGCAAGGUGAAUUCUGUCUGCUGGGCCUCGCUGACUCACCCCGAUUCUCACGUGCUCCUCUGCCUCAUGGGCAUCGCGGAAUCCCCAGGCUGUGCCAGCCUGCUUCCAGCUUCCCUGUUCAGCAACUCCAAUCCAGGAGACCAGCCCGGGAUGCUGUGCAGCUUCAAGAUUUCCACCGCCUGGUCCUGUGCCUGGUGCCUCAAUCCCCAGGCCGCCAACCACUUCAGUACCGGCCUGUCCCGUCGGGUCCUGGUGACCAACGCGAAUACCGGACACCGGGAGACCUUCAACACCGCCAGCGACGUCCUGGCCCAGCAGUUUGCCAUCCAGGCGCCGGUGCUGUACAACGGGUGCCGCUCCGGGGAGAUCUUCGCCAUCGACCUCCGCCAACGCGGCCGCCAGCAGGGCCGGGCCUGGAAGGGUUCCCGCCUGCUCCACCGCUCGGCCGUCACCGCCGUCCGCCUCCUCCACCACGACCGCCACCUCGCCGCCGCGGACAUGGCCGGGCAGAUCCGCCUUUGGGACCUGAGGAACUCCAGGUGCGUGAUGGAGUACGAGGGGCACAACAACCAGUACGCCCACCUGCCCUUGCACGUGCAUGAGGAAGAAGGGCUCCUGCUUGCAGCGGGCCAGGAUUGCUACACGAGGCUCUGGAGCCUCGGAGACGGGCACCUGAUCCGGACCAUCCCCUCCCCACACCCGGUGGCCAAGGAGGCCAUCCCCAGCCUGGUCUUCUCGUCCCGAUUAGGGGGGCCCCGGGGCGUCCCCGGCCUGCUCAUGGCCGUCCGCCAGGACCUCUACCACUACUCUUACAACUCGGACCUCUAACAGGUAGCCGCCGGGCCGCUCGGACUCAACACGCCCCUCGCUUCACCCUCCGAAAGCGGGCGCCGAAGCCGCCCCAGGCCCGAAGAACGGAAAGCAGGGGCGUUUGGUCGAGGCCGCCGCGGGACGGCUCUCCCCCAGGGCGAAUGCAGUUCGAGCUUAGGUUUCCUGAGGGGGUUUAAUCCGAAGGGGCAAGGAUUAUGAAACGCUGGCAGAAAGUGGCUUUAGAAGAAGUCCAUCGAAUAAAGGCAUCGUUGUAGCCGC
Tachyglossus aculeatus (Australian echidna) is the source of this 1825-nucleotide messenger RNA. RefSeq names its product DDB1 and CUL4 associated factor 4 (gene DCAF4). Gene Ontology annotation, cellular component: Cul4-RING E3 ubiquitin ligase complex. The coding region runs from base 53 to 1564 and encodes 503 amino acids. The transcript has 14 exons. NCBI's taxonomy places the organism in Eukaryota, Metazoa, Chordata, Mammalia, Monotremata, Tachyglossidae. Gene Ontology annotation, molecular function: protein binding. The record is from RefSeq and is a predicted model, not a curated record.